This is a messenger RNA of Pisolithus orientalis, 2166 nucleotides long. RefSeq names its product amino acid permease-domain-containing protein. Gene Ontology annotation, cellular component: membrane. Gene Ontology annotation, molecular function: amino acid transmembrane transporter activity. Gene Ontology annotation, biological process: amino acid transmembrane transport. The coding region runs from base 214 to 1938 and encodes 574 amino acids. The transcript has 13 exons. Lineage: Eukaryota; Fungi; Basidiomycota; Agaricomycetes; Boletales; Pisolithaceae. The record is from RefSeq and is a predicted model, not a curated record.
GUUAGGUAGACGAUCUCCGUCCUCCAGACGGACUUUCGACCAAUCAGAUGCGUUUCUCACAUGGAACGUAAGUAUCGUAAAUGAUUAGGCGCCAGUAAUCCAAGCGGCCCGCUUGCUCGAACCGCAGAUGCCGAUACCACCGGUAAUACUUUCCUCUUGUCCCGUGCCCGACUAACGGGGGACCAAAUUGUCGCUGCAACUACGGAAGCUGCAAUGACAAGUGCCACGAACAUCUCCUCUCCUACUGAGUUAUUUAAGGAAAGGGCUGCAGACGAUGAGAGCGGGGUCCAUGUGGAGAGCUCAGCGGGUCGGCGCACUGCUACAUUGUGGAGGCGCCUGACCAAUACAGGCCCCGCCAAUGACACGAAACGAGCGAUGCAGAGUAGGCAUCUAAUGAUGCUGGCCAUCGGAGGGACUAUCGGUACAGGUAUAUUCCUGAGCGCUGGGUCGGCUAUCGCGCUUGCAGGUCCAGGGAGUGCCCUGCUUUCAUACGUGGUGGUCGGUCUCUUUGUUUACACUGUCGUCAUCUCUCUCGGUGAGAUGGCAGCGAUGUACCCGGUUUCUGGUGCCUUUUCGGUUUUUGGCAGUAGAUUUGUCUCUCCUGCUCUUGGAUUUACUCUCGGCUGGAAUUACUGGUUUCAGUGGGCAUUGUCUAUACCGAGCGAAUUGACUGCUGCCGCCAUUAUCUUGGAGUUUUGGGCGCCUCAAAUUCAGCCCUGGCAGUGGGCACUGAUAAUCAUUGUUCCUAUAUUUCCGUUGCAACUGAUCCACGUCCGUGUUUAUGGGGAAUCUGAGUACUGGUUCGCUCUGAUCAAAGUUUUGAUGAUCGUGAUUUUCAUCCUCGUCGGUCUGAUCUAUGACUGGGGUGGAAUUAACGGUCAUCCAGGUCCCGGCCUCUCGAACUUCCACAACUCUCAGGCCUUCGUCGGGGGGUUUUCGAACUUUGCCCAGACAUUUGUGUACGCAUUUUAUUCGUUCGGUGGUGUAGAAUUGGUCGCUGUUGCCGCUGGCGAGUCCGAUCGACCCUAUAAGUCCGUCCCGCGUGCCAUCAAGGCAACGUUCUUUCGAAUCGUGCUGUUUUAUAUCCUGGCUAUUCUGACUAUCGGGCUCUGCAUCAACUGGAAGGAUCCUACUCUUCUAACAUCUGCUUACAACUCCGACGUUACGGCGUCUCCAAUCACCGUCGUGUUUCAACGCGCAGGCUUCGGCGCUGCAGUUCAUAUCGUCAAUGCCGUACUCCUCACUGCAGUUCUCUCUGCGACGAACUCUGCAUUCUACGGGAGUUCCCGCAUGCUACUCUCACUGGCCAGGUCGGGCCAAGCACCCAAGGUUUUCGGUUGGGUGAGCAAACGAGGUGUUCCUAUACCUGCAUUGCUGAUUUCGCUUGGUGUAGCCUGUCUAACAUUUUUAACGACUAUAUGGGGAGAGGGCGUGGUGUUUACUUGGUUGCUGAACUUGACGGGUAUAUCCGCACUAUUAGUGUGGGGUUCAAUCGGUGUCAUCUCGUUGCGUUUCCGCGCAGCGUACCACGCACAAGGACGCUCAUUGGCUGACUUGCCCUACGUCCAACCUCUCUUCCCGGUUCUCCCUGUUGGUGUGGUCCUCCUUGCAGUUCUGAUGUUCAUUGCGGAAGGGUAUGCUGCUGUGAAAGAACAGCCGUUCAGUCCUAGGAACGUGGUCGCGGCGUACAUCGGCGUUGCACUUUAUCUUGUUCUGUAUGUCGGAUACAUCGUAUACGAACGGUUCAUACUCGGAAAACGCGAGCACAUCAUUCCUCUCUUGAAAGUCGACCUGGACACGGAUGCGGUGUGGCAACGGGGGGAGGGUUUGCAAGUUCGCCAACGUGAUAUGCUGGAGCGGAAGGCACGGGAGGAGGAUAAGAGUGAACGGCCACGAUGGAAGGUCUGGUUGGUGAGUGCGGGAAGGUACAUCUAUUGAUUUUAUGCGACGGAAGGCUUAUUUUAGAGAAUCCCCAUGACACACAUAUACACUUGCUUGUUCAUUGUGCUGAUUACGCUGAUCGAUUGAUAUGGCGCUCCAUUUGGGAAAAAAAAAAAGUGCACAACUGUUGCGUGCUACACACAAGGCAGUGGUCAAUUCCCAGGACAGUCCUAAACGGUGUACCGAACAAUCCAGGAGAGAACCUGAUGCAUAUGAGUAAACGUG